AUGACCGCAUGCUUGCCACCGAAUCUUUUGGCUUUGUUUGAAGCUAGACCACCGAUUCCUUACCUUCCUCCGCCCACUGAUCUCUUGAUCGACAAGAAGGAGAAGGGUAAAUGCAUCGAAUACACAGGAAUUGCCGAAUAUGUUGGCCUGUUCGAGGACCCCAAGGAUACUCCUCCCAAGCCAAUAAUCGAGACAAGAGCUGAAAAGAAAGAGAGGCGUAGAAGAGAAAAGGAAGAGCUGCUAGCUUACAAGGUAGAACAAGGUAUUGCACAAUGGAAUCCAGCCGAAAACCCAAAUGCUACAGAAGAC
This is a messenger RNA of Cylicostephanus goldi, 309 nucleotides long. Lineage: Eukaryota; Metazoa; Nematoda; Chromadorea; Rhabditida; Strongylidae. The record is from the annotation of a GenBank genome assembly.